Molecule: messenger RNA, 1956 nt
Organism: Xiphophorus couchianus (Monterrey platyfish)
Lineage: Eukaryota; Metazoa; Chordata; Actinopteri; Cyprinodontiformes; Poeciliidae
Product: transmembrane protein 106C
Exons: 8
Coding region: 332-1123 (263 amino acids)
Source: RefSeq, a predicted model, not a curated record
AAGCAACUCGUUGUUAAUAGAAAAUCCCACAGUACGGCAGGAACCUGAAUGCAACAAGCCAGUAUCUGACACAGAAGUUUCAAAUGACACACGAUGAGGAGCGGCGCACAGGAAACAUGGCUGUGUGAAGACAUUUAAAAUCGAAAUUUGAAAAUUAGCUGAAGCACGCCACAGUAGGACAUACUGACUGACGCUCUGGAUAAACGAGGUCCCUCUGAACACCAACUGCUCUGCUUCCCCCGGUACUCGGCGCUAAGUUUCGGGGACAGAAUGGCUGGAACCGGUCUGUAGUGUGGAAAGACAACCUCUCUGCUCCACUCCCUCCUCAGUCAUGGGGACGCGCUGGUCUCGGAGCGGCAGCAGCCUGCCGCUUCUCCCGGAGACAAAGCCAGAGGGCCGGCUAGAAAGACACAGAGAGCCCGACAACGACUCUCUGGACGGGCUGGACAGGCGAGAGGAUAUCGCCAAGUUUCCGUACGUGGAGUUCACCGGCAGGGACAGCAUAACCUGCCCGACAUGUCAGGGCACCGGGAGAAUCCCUUCAGAACAAGUGAACGAGCUGGUAGCGCUGAUCCCCUACAGCGACCAAAGGCUGCAGCCACAAAGGACGAAGCUGUACGUUGUCCUGUCGGUGGUGGUCUGCCUCCUGGCCUCCAUGCUGGUCGCCUUCUUCCUCUUCCCUCGCUCGGUGGUGGUGGUGGACGCCGGGAUCCGCUCAGUGACUGUACACUUCGAUCACACCGACAAGAAAGUCCUGAUGAACAUGACGAGCACGCUGAACUUCAGCAACCCAAACUUCUUCACUGUGCUGGUGCAGAGCGUGAGCUGCCAGAUCCUCUACAUGAAGACGGUGGUGGGAACCCGGCAGCUGGACAACCCCACCACCAUCCAGCCGCUCAGCCACAGCCAGGUGAACUACACGGUCAGUGUGGAGAUCGGCAGCAAUGCACCUUAUGUCUAUGCCUUCUGCACAAUACCCAGAAUCAAGGUCCACAACAUUGUCAUAUUUAUGCAGACCUCGGUGAAAACGUCGUACAUGGUGCGAACGUCCCAGAACAGCCUGGAGGAUUACCACUACAUAGACUGUGGCUCCAACACCACCCACCCCCGGACUCACCAGUAGCACAACCACGCCCCCUUCAGGAAGGAAGCAACAAGAUAGAUUUUUUUGGAUUAGAAAUCCGCUACACACACAAAAUAAAAAAAAAACAACCUUCAAACGAAAUGUUUUGGUUGCUGAGCGUUGCCAAGUUGAACUUUAAUUUUUGAUGAAGUGAGUUUGAUUUUUUGGCCUUUUUUCAGGAAUAUUUAUUUUUCUCUUUCUCCAUUUUCACAUAAAUAUCUAGAAGUGCAGGAAGGGGAUUUGUUUGUCCACAGACAAGGUGGUUCACAUGUUGCUGACAAUGGAGUGAAUAACUCGCUGAUUCACUACCAGACAGCGUUCUCUAUUAAAAGUCACACAAAGCUCUUUAUCUUGUGGGGAAAAUGGCCGACGUUCUCAGACAAAAACUUGAACUGUUUCUGCUAAUAUGAACUUCUGCCACUUCACAUCGUUCUCACUGAAUCCUGCUGACUUCUCUUUUCAGGAAGGAAAUACAAAAAAAAGAAAAAGGGGUAAUUGUUGUUUCUGCUUUCGGUACCAUGCAGUAAUGCUGUUUUUGCAAUUUUGUUGUUCUUGCAUUUAAAUGUGUUUAAAAGGCAUAGAAAUGCUUACUGGAUGGUUUUGUUUUUUAAUUAUUACUUUGAUCUCAGUAAGUCUUUGCACCCCAAUUUUAUUGACUCAAAGAUGAUUUUCACAUCAAAUGUAAAAGUAUCAGACCUCUUUUGUUUUUAAAGGGGCAUUUGUCUAUUUCUAAAUUUUGGGAAAUUUAUUAAGGGACAAAAUAUCCACUUUGGGUUACAAUGUAAAAAGAUUGAAGGGGAUUGUGAAUAAAUAAGAUAAAUAAUUGUCUUUAA